UAAAUAAUUCUUUGACAGCUUCAAGAGUGAAGACGUAGAGGGCUCGGGGAUCCGUUAAAUGUUUUGAUUGUGAAAAGAAAAGGACUUUUUUGGGUUCAAGUUCAAAUGCCUACCAAAAAUAAAAUAUCUUCUAAGUCGUAGUAUUAAGCCUCUGCCGAGCACUAGAGCCACACCGACAACAAUAGGAACAGGCGACAGUUGAAUAGAAGAUGGAGAAGAGCGUCUGAAACCCUAAAAAAAGACCAGAAACCAGGUUGAAUGCAUGGCCUCAUCUCUGCUCUGCUCUUCCACUUCAUCACUCUCUCCCGCUACUCUCUUCAAGACUCACCCUCUCUUCCCUCUCCGACACCGCUUCAGAUGUAAUGUGGUCGAGCCGUUGAAGUUCGACAAUGGAAAGCCUUUCUUUCCUCUCCUCACCACAGACCCUGCAUUGCCCACCUUUUUGUCUUCAAAUUCCCAUUUGGAAAGCUCUAUCAACAAAAACGACACAAGGCUCCGUAUAUUUUCUGGCACUGCUAACGCUGCUCUAGCUCAGGAAAUCGCGUGCUAUAUGGGUCUGGAGCUUGGGAAAAUCAAGAUAAAGCGUUUUGCUGAUGGUGAGAUUUAUGUUCAGUUGCAAGAGAGUGUAAGAGGGUGUGACGUGUACCUGGUGCAACCCACUUGUCCUCCUGCCAAUGAGAAUCUUAUGGAGCUUCUCAUUAUGGUUGAUGCUUGUCGAAGGGCUUCUGCUAAGAAUAUUACUGCUGUCAUUCCCUAUUUUGGCUAUGCCAGGGCUGAUAGAAAGACCCAAGGGCGUGAAUCUAUUGCUGCCAAACUCGUAGCAAAUUUGAUUACUGAAGCUGGUGCAAACCGUGUUCUUGCUUGUGAUCUUCAUUCUGGGCAAUCCAUGGGUUACUUUGAUAUCCCUGUGGAUCAUGUUUAUGGUCAGCCUGUGAUUCUUGAUUAUCUUGCUAGCAAGACAAUAUGUUCCGAUGAUUUGGUGGUAGUCUCACCAGAUGUUGGUGGUGUUGCCAGAGCUCGUGCUUUUGCCAAAAAAUUAUCUGAUGCACCUCUUGCAAUUGUUGAUAAAAGGCGCCAUGGGCAUAAUGUUGCAGAGGUGAUGAAUUUAAUUGGUGAUGUGAAAGGAAAGGUAGCAGUUAUGGUGGAUGACAUGAUUGACACGGCUGGGACUAUUGCUAAAGGUGCAGCUCUAUUGCAUCAAGAAGGGGCACGGGAAGUGUAUGCAUGCAGUACGCAUGCCGUCUUUAGUCCUCCAGCAAUAGAGAGGUUGUCAAGUGGUCUUUUCCAAGAAGUAAUCAUAACAAACACCAUACCAGUGUCUGAGCAGAACUAUUUUCCUCAGUUGACAGUUCUCUCUGUGGCAAACCUUCUGGGAGAGACGAUAUGGCGUGUUCAUGAUGACUGCUCUGGAGGGUUCGAACCCUAUUCAACAUUGGGCAUUGAUUGAUUUCUCAACUUGAUGAGAGUUGCCUGGGAAUCAUUGUGUUGUGUAUCUGGUGCAGAGGGGUAGUCUCUUUUGAUCCACACUUGGUCAUUUGGAGCAAGGAGUGUGUUUUUUCCAUUUCAUUUUGUGGGAUCUCAUGAUUCUUAUUUCCUUUUCCUUGUUAUGUUUUUGUAAAUAGUUCAAUUUGGUUUAAAAAAGGGGGUAAUAAAAAUGAUUGACUUUUAUAACGUUAAUAGUAAAGGAUUGUGAAAACCUGCUGCAA
This is a messenger RNA of Theobroma umbraticum, 1706 nucleotides long. RefSeq names its product Phosphoribosyltransferase family protein. Gene Ontology annotation, cellular component: ribose phosphate diphosphokinase complex; cytoplasm. NCBI's taxonomy places the organism in Eukaryota, Viridiplantae, Streptophyta, Magnoliopsida, Malvales, Malvaceae. The record is from RefSeq and is a predicted model, not a curated record. Gene Ontology annotation, molecular function: magnesium ion binding; ribose phosphate diphosphokinase activity. Gene Ontology annotation, biological process: ribonucleoside monophosphate biosynthetic process; purine nucleotide biosynthetic process; 5-phosphoribose 1-diphosphate biosynthetic process.